AUGUAUAGAAAAACAAUUUUAAUUGCAUUAGUUUUAGCGAUCGCCUCUCUAUGCCAAGCUGAUGAUGGGGAUAUUACUGUAAUGGACGGUGAUACUUGUUAUGCUAUCUGGACAACUAAAUGUGGUCAUCCCAAUUGGAGUCAAUCCGAUUUCGAUAAGGUCAAUCCCAAUAUUAAUUGUGAUACUCUUCAAAUCGGACAGACAAUAAAAUGCGGUAGUGGUGGUACUUCUGGAACAACCUCUGGUGGUACUACAUCUGGUGGUGACGGUGGUGGAUACACUGUUGUAUCAGGUGAUACAUGCUAUGGUGUAUGGACAACUAAAUGUGGUCAUCCCAAUUGGAGUCAGUCAGAUUUCGAUAAGGCCAAUCCUAAUGUUAAUUGUGAUACUCUUCAAAUUGGUCAACAUUUGAAUUGUGGUGACGACAGUGGUUCGACAUCAGGUGGAUCCACUUCUUCUGGUGGUAUUACCGUUGUUAAAGGCGAUACCUGCUAUGCAAUUUGGACAUCUAAAUGUGGUCAUAACUGGAGUCAAUCUGAUUUCGAUAAAGUUAAUCCAGGUAUCAACUGUAAUUCUCUUCAAAUCGGUCAACAUUUGAGUUGUGGUGACGCCGGUAGUUCGACAUCAGGUGGUUCCACUUCUGGUGGUAUUACAGUUGUUAAAGGCGAUACCUGCUAUUUGAUUUGGACUUCAAAGUGUGGUCAUCCCUGGAGUCAAACUGAUUUCGAUAAAGUUAAUCCAGGUAUUAAUUGUGCUGCUCUUCAAAUAGGUCAAAAUCUGAAAUGUUAA
Molecule: messenger RNA, 789 nt
Organism: Heterostelium album PN500
Lineage: Eukaryota; Evosea; Eumycetozoa; Acytosteliales; Acytosteliaceae
Product: LysM peptidoglycan-binding domain-containing protein
Exons: 1
Coding region: 1-789 (262 amino acids)
Source: RefSeq, a predicted model, not a curated record